Messenger RNA from Eubalaena glacialis (North Atlantic right whale), 3321 nucleotides. It is a transcript of the gene ABCB9, whose product is annotated as ATP binding cassette subfamily B member 9. The transcript has 11 exons. Gene Ontology annotation, cellular component: lysosomal membrane. Gene Ontology annotation, molecular function: ATP hydrolysis activity; ABC-type oligopeptide transporter activity; ATP binding. The coding region runs from base 201 to 2777 and encodes 858 amino acids. The record is from RefSeq and is a predicted model, not a curated record. Lineage: Eukaryota; Metazoa; Chordata; Mammalia; Artiodactyla; Balaenidae. Gene Ontology annotation, biological process: peptide transport; transmembrane transport.
CGGGAGGGGUGGAGCGAGCGGGGCGCCGGGCGCUGUCUCCAAUGAACCGCGCGGAACCCGCGCCCCUGAGGACCCCAGCCCGCUGCGCCCCCUCCCCACGGCUCACCUGGUGCCAGGUCUGGCCUCGCCCCACAGACAAUGGCCUUGCCCCCAUGAGCUAGAGCCUGCCCCUCGGUGCCUGCCCACCACCCGCCAGCAGGAUGCAGCUGUGGAAGGCAGUGGUGGUGACCCUGGCCUUCAUGAGCUUGGACAUCGGUAUGACCACGGCCAUCUACGUCCUCAGCCACCUGGACCGCAGCCUGCUGGAGGACAUCCGGCACUUCAACAUCUUUGACUCGGUGCUGGACCUCUGGGCGGCCUGCCUGUACCGCAGCUGCCUGCUGCUGGGGGCCACCAUCGGCGUGGCCAAGAACAGCACCCUGGGGCCCCGGCGGCUGCGGGCCUCGUGGACGGUCAUCGCCCUCGUGUGCCUCUUCGCGGGCAUCUACACCAUGGUGAAGCUGCUGCUCUUCUCCGAGGUACGCAAGCCGGUCCGGGACCCGUGGUUCUGGGCCCUCUUCGUGUGGACCUACAUCUCACUCGCUGCGUCCUUCCUGCUCUGGUGGCUGCUGUCCACAGUGCAGCCGGACGCCAAGGCCCUCGAGCGGGGGGCAGGGGCCGAGGCCGAGGGCCUCCCUGGGGAGGACCAGCCCGCGUCCGAGCAGGCCUCCGGGGCCACGCUGCAGAAGCUGCUGUCCUACACCAAGCCCGACAUCGCCUUCCUCGUGGCCGCCUCCUUCUUCCUCAUCAUGGCAGCACUGGGAGAGACCUUCCUCCCCUACUACACGGGCCGGGCCAUCGAUGGCAUCGUCCUCCAGAAGAGCAUGGAGCAGUUCAGCACGGCCAUCAUCGUCAUGUGCGUGCUGGCCAUCGGCAGCUCAUUUGCCGCAGGUAUUCGGGGCGGCAUUUUUACCCUCAUAUUUGCCAGACUGAACAUUCGCCUUCGGAACCGUCUCUUCCGCUCACUGGUAUCUCAGGAGACGAGCUUCUUUGAUGAGAAUCGCACAGGGGACCUCAUCUCCCGCCUCACCUCGGACACCACCAUGGUCAGCGACCUGGUCUCCCAGAAUAUCAACAUCUUCCUGCGGAACACAGUCAAGGUCACGGGCGUGGUGGUCUUCAUGUUCAGCCUCUCCUGGCAGCUCUCCUUGGUCACCUUCAUGGGCUUCCCCAUCAUCAUGAUGGUGUCUGACGUCUACGGCAAGUACUACAAGAGGCUCUCCAAAGAGGUCCAGAAUGCCCUGGCCAGAGCCAGCAGCACGGCCGAGGAGACCAUCAGCGCCAUGAAGACAGUGCGGAGCUUUGCCAACGAGGAGGAGGAGGCGGAGGUGUACUCACGGAAGCUGCAGCAGGUGUACAAGCUGAACAGGAAGGAGGCUGCGGCCUACAUGUACUACGUCUGGGGCAGCGGGCUCACGCUGCUGGUGGUCCAGGUCAGUAUCCUCUACUACGGGGGCCACCUCGUCAUCUCAGGGCAGAUGACCAGCGGCAACCUCAUCUCCUUCAUUAUCUACGAGUUUGUCCUGGGAGAUUGUAUGGAGUCCGUGGGCUCAGUCUACAGCGGCCUGAUGCAAGGAGUGGGGGCCGCGGAGAAGGUGUUCGAGUUCAUUGACCGGCAGCCAACCAUGGUGCAUGAUGGGAACUUGGCCCCCGACCACCUGGAGGGCCGGGUGGACUUUGAGAACGUGACCUUCACCUACCGCACUCGGCCCCACACCCAAGUCUUGCAGAAUGUCUCCUUCAGCCUGUCCCCAGGAAAGGUGACAGCGCUCGUGGGGCCGUCGGGCAGUGGGAAGAGCUCCUGCGUCAACAUCCUGGAGAACUUCUACCCCCUGGAAGGGGGUCGCGUGCUGCUGGAUGGGAAGCCCAUCAGCGCCUAUGACCACAAGUACUUGCACCGAGUGAUCUCCCUGGUGAGCCAGGAGCCAGUGCUGUUCGCGCGCUCCAUCACAGACAACAUCUCCUACGGCCUGCCCACCGUGCCCUUCGAGGUGGUGGUGGAGGCCGCACAGAAGGCAAAUGCCCACGGCUUCAUCAUGGAACUCCAGGACGGCUACAAUACAGAUCCAGCAGGCCAUCCACGGCAACCUGCAGCAGCACACAGUGCUCAUCAUCGCGCACCGGCUGAGCACGGUGGAGCGGGCCCACCUCAUCGUGGUGCUGGACAAGGGCCGCGUGGUGCAGCAGGGCACACACCAGCAGCUGCUGGCCCAGGGCGGCCUCUACGCCAGGCUGGUGCAACGGCAGAUGCUGGGGCUCGAGCCCGCCUCGGACUGCACGGCCGGCCACAGGGAGCCGCCGGGCAACGGCAGUCACAAGGCCUGACCGUGGGCCCUGCCUCUCCCGGUGGGGCAGAGGCUCCAGUGCCCACCUGGCAGAUGUGCCCACGGGGGCCCCCCGGCCGCCCCCGCUGCCCUCCGAGCCCAGGUCCACGGCACUGCAGGGCCAGCUGCCCUGUCCCACGUGUCCCCGCUUCCUGCGUCUUGCCCCCGGUUCCCACCCUGUUCCCCGGGCCACCACCAGCCCCCUGCUGCCAUGAGCCACCCCCUCCAGUCUGGGCAGUGGAGACACCACUGGUCUCUCCAGCUGGUCUCCCAAGGUUUCUAAGCGAAGGUAGAGCUACCUUUUUAAACCAAGAUCUUAACCAGGUUUUUUACUGCUUGGUUCUGAUGGGCCCCAAUCUCCUAGAUUUCAAAAACAUUUUUCUAAUUGGGAGCAAUGAUGGGCAAGUUCACUGAGAUGUUCUAGAGACUUCUGAGCCGGGAGUGAAUGACCCUUCCUAAGAGCCUGGGGGAUGUCAGGGAGAACUAGGCCUCUACCCUUUGCCCAUGGAGAGAAGGGGCUUCCCUGUCCCGGGGUGCGGGGGGGGGUGGGACACGGGGAGGGGACUUCCUGUCCCUCCCUCUUCCCAGCUUUGUGAGUCAGGCCAAGGGUGGAUGGGGAGUGGAAGGCGCCUGCCUGCCCUCACCCCUUCCGCCCUCCCAAAUCUAAGCCAGUCUCACUGUGAACCACUACGGACCUUAAGUGGGGGAGUGAGGGGCUGACCAGGCCUGGCGGAGCCUCGGGGUGUCCCUGGCCCAGCGCCCAGCGCUAGCCCCUCCCCCUGCCCCUCCCCUGGCUGGCGGCCCCUUCCCACAUCCACCCUGCCGCUCUGCUCUUCUGAGGCCCUUUGGACGUUCGGGGGUCGCGUUCUCUUCCCUGUCCAGUGGACGGGACACUGGCGAAGCCCAGGUCUGGCUUUGUAGCGGGGUUGCAAGAUGUUGGGAGAACCCGGUCAAUAAA